This is a messenger RNA of Amyelois transitella, 1008 nucleotides long. Its product is annotated as protein lethal(2)essential for life. The coding region runs from base 107 to 520 and encodes 137 amino acids. The record is from RefSeq and is a predicted model, not a curated record. Lineage: Eukaryota; Metazoa; Arthropoda; Insecta; Lepidoptera; Pyralidae. Gene Ontology annotation, biological process: protein refolding; response to heat. Gene Ontology annotation, molecular function: protein folding chaperone. The transcript has a single exon.
CAAGGUCGACCAGCUCGUGUGCAGAGCGUCGCAAGCGCAUAAACAAAAAACAGGCAGGUGCCACAGAUUGUGGAAGUUUGAUUUAUUAGACAAGUGAGACGGAAAAAUGUCACCACUCCCGGCGGUUAAUCAACCAUUUGGCGACGAAUUAGUCCUAAGAUCAAUAGAUUGGCUGGAAAAUUUGCCUUGGAGGCAGGAAAAUAACGUUCGGAAUCAAAAAGAUAAGUAUGAAGUUACUCUCUUAGUGAAGGACUUUGCACCUGAAGAUAUAUCAGUAAGGACAGCUGAUGGCCACGUUGUGAUCGAAUGUAAACAUGAAGAGAGGAAGGAUGAACAUGGUUAUAUUUCUAGAAGGUUCACAAGGAAGUAUGCUUUACCUGAUGAUUGUAGACCGGAGGACGUGGUGUCUACGUUAUCGUCCGAUGGCCUGCUGACCGUCACUGCCCCAAGACAGCUGAGAAUGAGACAAGACACCGUGAUUCCUGUUACACACGAUAACAAAGCGAAGAGCAAGCUAUGAGAAAUGAUUUGGUGAUCAUUUAAUGUUUAAUGGCAAAUAAGAACUUAAUGUAAAUCAUUUUAGGUAUCACAGGGAACAAAUUGAUGAUUUGGAGCACAAAGUUUACCUGUUUAUUGUUUGUCUCCUUCGGAAAAACUUGUUUGGUGAUGGGCUAUUAGAUCAAAAUUUUCAUUCAUUUAUGUGUUUAUUAUAUUAAUUAAAAUCGCAUUUAUAUAAAACUUUUGUAUAUAUACCUAUAUCGUGAGAAUUUACUGUGGGGUAAGAGAAUCAAGAGAAAUAUCUACCUACCUACUACUAAUAAACGUACAUUAAUAUAUUUGUUUAAAUAAACUUACAUAAAUGUAAAUACAAUAAAUAUGUGCGUGUACUUGUGUUUGUGUGUGUGUGUAAUAGGUACUUAUUGUAAAAAUAUUGGCUGUGUUUUUAUUUUUAUUUUACCAAAUUAUUUGUUAUUGUUAAUUUGUUAUUAAGUAAAAAGUUUGAAUUAA